Molecule: messenger RNA, 1575 nt
Organism: Striga hermonthica
Lineage: Eukaryota; Viridiplantae; Streptophyta; Magnoliopsida; Lamiales; Orobanchaceae
Source: the annotation of a GenBank genome assembly
AUGGCAAUCGGCGUAGCCACUAACGGAGCUCAAACGGCAGAGUAUAAUGGCGAGAUUACAACAAUGGUGCUGCUUUCUUGUCUCACUGCAGCCACUGGUGGACUUCUCCUAGGCUAUGACACUGGAGUUACUGGUGGAGUGACCUCGAUGGAGCCAUUCGUGAAGAAGUUCUUUCCCGGCGUUUACGAUAACACGAGCGAGGAGACAGAGACGAGCAACUACUGCAAAUUCGAUAGCCAGCUUUUGACGGCCUUCUCAUCGUCGAUCUAUAUAUCGGGCCUUAUAGCCUCUUUUUUUGCGUCACGGGUCACGAGGGACUUCGGGCGCAAGAGGUCCACCAUAGUAGGUGGGGUCGCGUUUCUGUUUGGUGGUGUCAUUGGAGGUGCCGCUGGAAACAUUUACAUGUUGAUAUUAGGCCGUCUUCUUCUCGGAGUCGGAGUCGGCUUUGCGAACCAGUCGGUCCCCUUGUAUCUCUCGGAAAUGUCCCCUCCGAAAUAUAGAGGCGCCUUCAGCUUCGGCUUCCAAUGCUCCCUCGCCAUCGGGAGCACAUCUGCUUCCCUCCUCAACUACGGCACGUCAAAGAUCAGCACAGACCUCGGCUGGCGAAUCUCCCUAGCCGCCGCCAUAGUCCCUGCCGCCAUCCUCAUCCUCGGCACACUCUUCCUUCCCGAGACCCCCAACAGCCUCAUCCAGCAAGGCCGCGACACGGAGGCCACCAAACACCUCCUCCAAAAAAUCCGAGGCACGAGCAAUGUCGAGGCCGAGCUCGACGACCUCAUAGCCGCCGACCGCGCCUCGGCGGCUCAAAGCAAAAAUCCGUUCGGAAAAUUCCUAACGCGAGCUUACCGCCCGUACUUGGUGAUGUCGGUGGCCAUCCCGUUUUUCCAGCAGAUGACGGGGAUUACGGUCAUCUCGUUCUACGCGCCGAUUCUUUUCCGAACGAUCGGGUCCGACGAAUCCGGGGCACUCGUCUCGUCCCUCAUCACAAGCUCGCUUGGGAUACUGUCGACUUUCAUCUCGUCCCUUUUUGUGGACCGAUCGGGUCGUCGCCCGAUUUUCAUGCUAGGGGGUUUACUCAUGUUCGCCACACAGGUGAUGGUCGGGGGAAUCAUGGGCGCGAAGCUCGGUGACCAUGGGGCGUUGAGCCCCGGGUACAAUGUGGCGGUUGUGGUUUUGAUAUGCGUGUACGUGAUGGCGUUCGGGUUCUCGUGGGGCCCGCUCGGGUGGCUGGUGACGAGCGAGGUGUUUCCUUUGGAGGUGCGGUCGGCGGGGCAGAGCGUGACGGUGGCGGUUAGCUUCUUCUUCAGCUUUUUGAUCGGGCAGGUGUACCUGGCGCUACUUUGCGCCUUCAAGUGGGGGGCGUUCAUGUUCUUUGCCGGGUGGGUGGUGGUGAUGACGGGGUUCGUGUACUUUUUACUGCCGGAGACGAAAGGUGUGCCGAUAGAGAAGAUGGGGAGGGUAUGGCGGGAGCACGAAUUCUGGAGGAGGUACGUGGACGGAGAUCGGGAGUGGGCGGAGGAGGAGGGCGGCGGCGGAGUUGAAGAGGAACCCUUGCUGUCGUCUUCUUCUAGAUAG